UUUUCAGGUAAAUGAAUGUCAGCUCUUUUUGCAGCAUAUAUAGAAGAACUUGAAUACUCUAAAAGAAAUGAACCGUAGACGCGUAGAUGGGAAGUCCACUAAAGGCACAAGUGUUUCGGGUUCAGCUGCGAUCUCAAUUGUGGGUGGGGGCACUUCCAAGUCUUUGUCUUCCUCCUCCUGGAGACUGGAGCAGAAGGACAAGCGGGAGAGGGAGGAGGUGGUGGUGGCUGCCCUGUCUGUCCUCUCCAACGCCACCAACAAACACCUCCUCCAGCAGCACGACACACAGAAUGCAGCCAGAGCCAUCGCCCUCAAUCUGGAGGAGCCAGUGGUGGUUGAGAAGAUGUGGGAGAAGAAGGGACUGUCUACUCUGAUCACGAGUCUGCAGAGGACAUUGCAGUACGCUAGGGGCUCCACAGACACUUCCUCCUCCUCUUCCUCAUUGGGGGGUGGAGGGGGGCGAACAGGGACAGCUGCAACUAAUGCUACAGCAACUGCACCUGGCGGAGGGGGAGGGGGAGCUGUGAGUCAGGCACUGUUGGGUGUGAAUGCACAUCUGCACAGGAGCAUCUGGGCUCUCACCCAACAUGCCCACUUCGCCAAAAUGGCAGUGAGACAUGGACUGGGGGAGAUGUUGUUGGAGUGUGUGGAGUUGGAGAACAGGAAGAAGACGCCAUUCGUGGACUGCGACAAACCAAGUAGCAGUGAGUUGAUUAGUGAACUGGCCAUCCUGUACAAUCUGGCUCUGCAUCCGGACAACACACAAGCCCUUCUCUCCCUCUCCAUCAUCCCACUCCUCCUCCCAGCCAUACACAGUCCCUCACACACUGCCCAGGCCAUAGCCAGUCUGACGUGUCUGAGUGUGGUGGGCACUGAGGAUGCAUGUAAUAAAGUGGCAGAAGCAGGAGCACUUCACUCUGUCAUUCAACUGCUGCACAAUUUUCUUGACGGAUCACAGCAACAGCAGCAUCCUUCUGUGCCAUAUCUCUCCCCCUCCCCUGCUUCUCCUGUGGUGGAGUGGGAUGUGAUGGAACUACUGCAGGCACUCUUCAAACUGUCCACCUCAGAGGCCAACAAGCACCGAAUUGUGCAAGCAGGUGGUCUGGGAGUGCUGGUGCGUCUGCUGAGUGGCGGGAGACAUGAGAGGGUGCGGGUGAUGUGUCUGCGCUGUCUCUGGUCUCUCUCCUUCCACCCCAGCAACAAGUGGGCCAUGCAGUGUGAGCCACACCUCCUCACACACCUCACCACACACUCCUCCGCCGUCAACCCACUCCUCCGGAAACACGCCCAAGGAAUCCUGUGGGUGCUACACUUUGGACAUUCCAGUUCAUCCAGCGGGGACGGAGGGGCAGGGAGUGGAGAUCCCAACUCGUCCAGGGUAUUACCAGGCACUGCACAAUCCUCCUUUUUAUCCUCUGGGGGCAUGAAUGUGUCUGGGAGUGGAGAACACGUGGAAGAAGAUAGUGCAAUGGGCAUGGGCAUAGUGCCGCCUCUAAGUGGUCUACAACAACAGCAGGGUCUGCACUCUAUGGGCGGCUCUGCAGUCUCCUCUGCGCCCAGUACUGGUGACUCCCUCAGGGGGGACAUGGGAGGGUCACAUGUGUACAUUAGUGUGGAGGCACACGACAACCUCGCAGUUAAACGAAUCAAGGGUAAAUUGUUGGGUUGUGGGAGACAGGCGGUGACUCUGGACGAGAGCAGCUGCUCCAGUUACAUAGACUCCAUCUCCACCAUGAUAGAGUCUGCCUCCUGCCUCCUCAUCUGCGCCUCACUCAGAUACAAGGAGAGUCCCGAGAUGCGGACGGAGGUGGAGUAUGCGGUGGACAUGGGCAGAAGUGUGGUGGGGGUGGUGGUGGAGCAGAACUACAGGCCAGACGGCUGGAUUGCAAGACACAUUCCAGGGAAUCGGCCGUGGCUGGACAUGCACCACGCGAAUCUGGUAGACGCCAACUUCGGACUCCUUCUUAAAGACCUAGAUACAUACAUGUGGGCGAGCCACCCUUCCCCACCCGACAGCCAGAGUACUUCCACUCCCAGACUGAAUGGGGGGCAAAGAUACAGCAGCAACAUGGCUGGACUGCUGCAUGAGAGCACAGACCCCACGGCAGCCACAGCAGGGGGAGUGUUGGACACUAUGGCCACUAGGAGGGACCACCCUCUGCUGCAGUGGUCGGAGGAGGAUGUGGCCCAGUGGGUGGACACUCUCAACCUCACCAGUUACUCUCCCUCCUUGAAGACUUUUCCGGGAAGAUAUCUUCUGCAGCUGCAACGCAUGAAUGCCAAUGCGCCGGAGUUCUACUACCAGACUUUGGAGAAGAAACUGGGGCUGAGUGAGGUGAGUGACCUGCUGAACUUCGCCUCUGCUCUGGCCCAGGUGGUGGAACUGAGCCACUCCUCCACUCCCAACACAUUCGCCACAGCCGCCGCAGACACCAGUCUCCAGUCCCUCUCUCGCCAACAGAACACCACAGACCACCAACCAGCUAGCCUCAAUCGGGGCCAGGGGGAGGGGGAGGGGGAGGAGAGGUUCCAUGAGGAGGAGGAACGAUAGACGGAGUCGGUCCACGCGGAUGCUUAUUCUAGUUCGAGACACUUGUCAAUUCAAUUCCCAAAUUGCAAAGAACAUUGAACAGUUUUGACAUUGAUUUGAUUUAUUAUUAUAAAAUUUAUAGGAUUUCUUUGCUGUUCGUUCUUUGGAUGAAAAACGACUGUGACAUAGAUGGACAUUUCUCUGUAAACUAAAGAUGUGAUACUGUGAGUAAAACCAUUCUCCCACCGUGUAGAUAUAUUCUAAUGGGUUGUAAAAAUCACCAAGCUGUAAAAAUGUAAAUUUUCUGAUUUUUAAUGUUAUAAUUGAAUUAAAUUGUUUGGUUCAGAGCCAUCAAUUGUACAUAAUUUGUAAACUAUCUGUGAGACUUAGUUGUAGCUGAAACUUUUAUCUAUUUUAUAAUUUCCU
Messenger RNA from Symsagittifera roscoffensis, 2956 nucleotides. RefSeq lists its product as uncharacterized. The record is from RefSeq and is a predicted model, not a curated record. Gene Ontology annotation, biological process: signal transduction. Lineage: Eukaryota; Metazoa; Xenacoelomorpha; Acoela; Convolutidae. Gene Ontology annotation, molecular function: protein binding. Bases 68 to 2551 code for a protein of 827 amino acids. The transcript is spliced from 16 exons.